AUGUCUGCGAUUGUGUCCGCCCUCACCCAGUGUGAGUUGGAGGAAAACAACAACUUGGUGGAGAUCCUCAGCGUGGUGAGAUCCAGCCGGCGGUCUCUGAGCGACGCCAAACUCGCUCUGGUGGUUCGCGGCUUGUGUACCCAGAACCUGGCCCUUUUGGCCUUGCUCAGGCAGUGCGACCAGGAAAUGGCCAAUGACGAGAAAGAGGUCUUCAAGACGUUGGUCAAUAACUUUAUUGUGUGGUUUGAGGAUGCUCUUGUGGUGUUUGAGCGCUACUUGCUGUGUUUCCCCUUGCCAGAGGACUACGACUAUGCUAAGUUCCUGAAACCGGUGCUCCAUGUGGGCUGCUACUCGGCCUUCAUCGAUCUGGCCAUCUCCAGCUUGAGAAAUCCGUUUAUUGUGGAGAAAUUGACUUCCUUCAGAUGCAACAUCACCAGCUUGCUCGACCGCUACUCGGAGCACUUGAAGCUUCGUAAUUUGGACAAGAUCUCGUUUGACAAUGUCCAGGCUUUUGGCGGCAACAAGGUGUCCUGCUCAUUCACCAUCGACGAGAUUGUCGACAGAACGAAAAAUGAGCCUUUGUCCGUCGGCCUGGCCCAGGUGGAAUUGCUCCUUCUAAACCUCAAAAGCAGCUCCGGUGCUCCCCGUUCUCCAGGCUCCAACUUCAACGCAUUGGCUGUUCUUCAACGCCAGGGUGACGACGACCCUCGUCUUUUGAUGUACCCUCCAUUCCGUAUCAACGAAGUUGCUAUUGGUCUUGGGAAAGAGGGUCUCUCGUUGCAGGCCAUCUCCUUCUUUUCAAAAGCUCCCCUGGACAACAUCACCAUUUCUGGAAAGCCCGAGACCUUGGAACGCUGGCACGGCAAGCUCUCCAAAAUCCUUCCCCAGAUCAACAAUAAGUUUGUCCCCAAUGACAAGCUUGAGCUCGCUGGUUUGGGCAUUUCUUGUCUGAGCUCCGACGAAGAUUCGGCAGAUUCACCUAAUAACGGCAGCUUUGCCUCUUUCACGCCGCCUUCGGAGGACAUGUCUGAUGAGGAGGUCAAACUGCCUGCCGAAAUCAUGAAAAAGACGCUCCAAAGCGGAAGAACUUCCACCGGCGAGGUCAUCAGAACCAUGAACGUCGUGAACAGUGUGGUUCCCGGUUCUGCAAAGGCCGAAUACUGCCAUGCUGAUGAUGUCGAGUCUGUGAUAAGCAGCGAUGAUGACGAGGAGCUUGAAGCUUCGUUCGAGAUGGUUAAGCCAAAACCCAGAUCCGUGUCGCCUCCACAGGCAACUGUUUACCGAAACGCAGCUGGUUCUGCUAUCAACAUCCACGAAUUUGGCAAAAACUACAACCCAUCGUUUGCCUCUGUUAAUGAGAUUGGCGAGAGAAAACCAAAGAAGAACUUCCUCUCCAGCUUGUUCAAGAAGAACAAGUCUAAGGAAUCCCUUGUUGAAAAGCCAGCUGAGCUGGCUCCAGUCAAGGAGAAGCCCAGCCAGGCACCACCAAAGAAGACAAAACCUGCUCAAAAGAGUGCUCCAAAAACUGCUUCGAAGCCACAAAACAAGGCCAGAGAGCCCAGAAUCAAAAAGCCCGUCGACAAAUCGAAAGAAUUGCCCACACCUACGCUUGAGCAACAGAAGGAGGCUCGCCAAGUUCAGAAGCCUCCUCCACUUGACUUGUCCAAUAUACCCAAGAAUUCGGAGGCCUCCUCGGGUCCUCUGAGUGCUACUUCAAGCACUUUCAGAAGAACAUUGCCAUCCCCAUUUGCAUUGCCUUCUUCUACAUCCACCUACUUCUUCAAGCCUCCCACGCCAGCUCCAGUUAGCAACAACAACUCGUCCACGAGUUUGACGAGCAACACCUCGGAGCAGCCUUUGAAGAUUCCAGGCUCGUUGAAGGAUGUUAUCAACUCCGACAGUACUAUUGACUUCUACAUCACACCCACAUCGCCCAAGACGUUGAAGGUUUCUAAAUGGAAGCACAAGUGUGCCAAGUGGGAGAUGCUCACCACCAACGAGAACCUCUUCGUCAAGAUUGUGACCAACUACGAGAUGCACAAAGCGUGGUUGCUUUUCUUCAAGGAGGAGUAUGACGAGGAGUACGACGAGGUCAUCGACAAGCCUCUCCUCAUCAUGAACUUGGACAACAGCACCCACGUCAGAAAGUCGUCAGCUUUGGAUUUGGAGAUCCAGGCCGCCAACUCCAUUGACGGCGAGAAGAUGCUGAUCAUGAUCCGCUGCUUGAACGGUGGCUUGAUGAACGACCUUACCAAGAACUUGGAGGACAUGGUGGACAUGAUGUGCAGCAAGUCGCCCAGCAGAACCACACCUUCCGAGUCCAACUCCACGUUGAUGUCUUCGCUCAUGAGCAAGCCUUCUCUCUCGUCCACCUUGACCAGUAUCCAUCUUGAAGAUUCAAGAGAGAACAGCUUGAGUCCUCAGGUGGCACAAGAAGCACAACAAGAAACAGCCUCCAACAUGCUUUUGCUCGACCGUAUGACCGUGAGACUUCACAAGCAGUUGGAGUCCUACGACAAGAUCCACGAGUUGUCGUCGUGGAAAACCCUCGCCAUGUACACCUUGAGUGUGUGCCAUUCAGCCGGCAGCGUCGACAAUGGCCUGUACCACUUGAUCUUGGAGAGCCAGGGCAGAGGUGACGAGCCAAAGGAGAUUUCCUGGUCGUUUGGCGAAGAGAAGGUGAACGAACGAAUGGAGAAGAUCGGCAAGGCUGGGUUGUUGGUGAGACCAGGUCUGGACAUCUACAUGAUCGAGUGUAAGUGCAAGAGCCCCAUCCACAUCUCUUCCAACAAGUUCUUCGAUGAAAACGGGUCCCAGUUCUUCAUCAAAGGCAUAGCGUACCAGCGCCAGAUUCCAGGGUACGAACACGAGCCGUUUCUGGAAAUCCCCAAGGGAUACAUCGACCUGCUUGCACAUCCUUCCAAGUGUCUUCCCGACGUGGAGCUCCUCAAGGAACUCAAUGUCAAUACUGUUCGUGUGUACCAGGUGGACCCGGACCAGGACCACGAGAUAUGUAUGCAUGCUUUGGCGAAAAACGGUAUCUACGUUUUGGUGGAUCUUCUGGAGCCCAAGCACUCCAUUAACAGAGAGGACCCUUCGUGGCACACCGAGCUUCUUGGUCACUUUCGCCAGGUGGUUGACAACAUGAGUAAAUACGAGAAUGUGCUUGGGUUCAUUGCGGGAAACGAGGUGGUGACUUCUGUCCAAGACGCCCUGGCGGCAGCGUUUGUAAAGGCUGCCAUCCGCGACACCAAGGCCUACCAGAAACAAAAAGGGUACCGCCAAAUACCCAUAGGAUACACUGCCAACGACGAUACAGAAACACGAGAAAACAGUUUGCGGUAUUUUCAAUGUGGAAACACCACGGCGGAUUUCUACGGCAUCAAUAUGUUCGAAUGGUGUGGGUACUCUUCGUUUGCAGCCAGUGGGCUCCGGGCGAGAACUGAGGAGUUCGCGGUGCUGGCGGUGCCGGUUUUCCUCAGCGAGUUUGGGUGCAACCUGGUGAGACCCCGGCCGUUUACGGACACAGACUCGUUGUACGGCCCGGAGAUGACCGGGGUGUGGCUGGGCGGCGUCGCCUACGAGUUUUUCGAAAACGAAAACCAUUUUGGCGUGGUGCACGAGAGCCAAGGGCGGUUGCAAAAACUGGCUGAGUUCGAUACGCUCCGGCUCCGGUUUACUGCCGCGCAGCCUAGGGCCACCGAGACUAGGGCGAAAAAAACCGCUCCAGCCUGCCCCAACUGGCCCGCGCUGGCCCAGCUUCCACCACCGCCAGACCCGGAGAUUUGCGGGUGUUUGCGCCUGGCGGUCACGUGUGUGCCCCGGACGGGUCCCGGCGACUACGAAAGUUUCGAAUUGUCUUCACAAAACCGGGAUUUGUUGGCGCUGGUGUGUGAAAAGAUCGACUGUUCGGAGAUCGAGGCAGAUGGUGCCAGGGGAGUAUACGGCAGAUUCAGCGGGUGCGCGCCCCAAGACCGUUUAGCCUGGGCGCUCACUGCCGAAGGGUCCUGUGAUUCGAAAAUGGCCAAAACGAAGGAAAGGGAAGAGGGCUCUUAUGGAGCCGAUUUUUGGAAGAAUUUGAAGAAAUCGGCUUCUCCAAGCUCAGUUUCUCCAGAAUCGUCUUUGGAGCUGACUCUGUCGCUGUCGAUUGAACUGAUGAGUACGAUUUCGCAGCCACUGACCUCUGCCAUUCCGAAAAACAACAGCAUUGUGGAGUACCACUUGAACGGGGCCUGCCGGGCAGAUCCUCGCGAUUUGGGCGACCUUCUUGUGUUUGGUCACUGGGUUCAAUUCAUGAUGGCGAUCUUCUACACGGGCUGGCGGGUCUAG
This is a messenger RNA of Candidozyma pseudohaemuli, 4329 nucleotides long. RefSeq lists its product as uncharacterized. Bases 1 to 4329 code for a protein of 1442 amino acids. Gene Ontology annotation, biological process: fungal-type cell wall (1->3)-beta-D-glucan biosynthetic process. Gene Ontology annotation, molecular function: 1,3-beta-glucanosyltransferase activity. Gene Ontology annotation, cellular component: fungal-type cell wall; cytoplasm. The transcript has 2 exons. The record is from RefSeq and is a predicted model, not a curated record. NCBI's taxonomy places the organism in Eukaryota, Fungi, Ascomycota, Pichiomycetes, Serinales, Metschnikowiaceae.